Molecule: messenger RNA, 597 nt
Organism: Alternaria triticimaculans
Lineage: Eukaryota; Fungi; Ascomycota; Dothideomycetes; Pleosporales; Pleosporaceae
Exons: 2
Coding region: 1-597 (198 amino acids)
Source: RefSeq, a predicted model, not a curated record
AUGUCGGGCGUCGGCAACGUCAACAAUUCACGCCACGAAGAAGUCUAUGAGCUGCAACCUCUCUUCAAACCUGGUGAUCCUGACCAACUGUUCGACAGUCCGCUUGCCGAACGUAUCAGCACCCUCUUCACCAUGCAUGCUUCCAGCAAUGAGACUGAAGGAGACCCAUACGAUGACCUGCUGCUCGCGGGCAAGGCAAAGCUCCCAUCGUCGAAUCCGCAUGGGAAUGAAUGUGAGGACGCGCCUUCUGCGGUCGAAGCCCGGAAGGUAGCGCCGGUGGAAGGUACGAUAUACCUGCACUUUUGCAUACGUUUGCUCACAUCUAAACUCUCAGUGGCCGGUCAGCACGACCAUAUAGAGACGCCAGUCCCCUCUAAGCGGGUCGAAUAUCUCCAUAAAGAGGUGGACGUUGCUCUAGCGAAAGCCAAAGCCAAGGUUGUCAUCACGAUGUUCUGCAGCGUGGUUAUCAGUCAGGGUCUCGCCACGAUUGUCGCUAUGGUCAUGGCUGCCGUGGCGAUCGGACAAGCCCUAAUUCUCAUGUUCUUCUCGCUCAUAGUCAUGAUGUGGUUCAUGAAGAGCAUCAUCAAAGACCUGUAG